Molecule: messenger RNA, 2008 nt
Organism: Sinocyclocheilus anshuiensis
Lineage: Eukaryota; Metazoa; Chordata; Actinopteri; Cypriniformes; Cyprinidae
Product: SLAM family member 5-like
Exons: 5
Coding region: 513-1331 (272 amino acids)
Source: RefSeq, a predicted model, not a curated record
UAUAGCUACUGUAAAGACAUCAAGGACUGAUCCACACUAAGUUUAGGCUACUACAGCUAAGCUCAUCACUGAAGCUACAGGAGGACCCCUAAAGGGCGGAGCGAUUUUAUCCAGAAAAAGUAGGAUAUCCGAAAUCUGGAAGUCUGAAACUGAAAUCAAGAAGUAGCGUUUUUGAUUUUGUUUGCUUUUUUUCUUCAUAGAAAAAGUAUCGUUCGUUUUUGAAAUGGAUGGAUGGCUUAAUCGACGUACAGUAACAGGCCCACGCACAUCUUAAGCGACUAUGGGCUUUUGUGUAUCCCAUUUUUGAAUUUUAAAGCGAAAACGAUACUAAAGUAACAGUUUUUAAUAGUAUUCAUACCAUUGACUGCAUUCCUCGAAAUGGCCUUUGUUUGUUUUUAACGUGUUACGUUAUCUGCAUCGACUUAUAUUAUUUUGAGGGAAAAAAAGCGGAUGAGUAUCUACUAAAACAUGAGGUGUUUAUUGAUGGGAUAUGUACGUAGGGGACUGUGAAUAUGAUUCAUAAAUAUUUUUUCCUCUGCCUGUGGAUUUGGUUCUCGCAUGGUGUGUUUGAUGUUAAAACGGAUGAAGUAAAGUUAUCAGUGAUGGAAGGAGAUUCUGUCACUUUAAACACGGAUGUCACUGAAGUACAGAAAAAUGAUCUCAUACUGUGGUUGUUUCAAAUUAAUAAUUCAGACACUCGUAUAGCUGAAAUCCAUAAGCAGGUCUUUGAUAUGUAUGAAAGUAAUAAGACAUUUGGAGACAGACUGCACAUGGACAGUCGAACUGGAGCUCUGACCAUCAGGAACAUCAGAACUGAACACUCUGGACUUUAUAAACUAACAAUUAUCAAAGGAGGGGUCACAUACAAGAGUUUUUCAGUUGCUGUCUAUGCUCCUCUACCCAUUCCUGUCAUCACUAGAGGCACUUCAAACUGUUCUUCAUCAUCAUCAUCUGAAAGAUCAUCAGUGUCCAGAUGUUCAUUGUUGUGUUCAGUGUUGAAUGUGAGUGAUGUGACUCUCUCCUGGUACAAAGGAAACAGUUUAUUGUCCAGCAUCAGUGUGUCUGAUCUCAGCAUCAGUCUCUCUCUACCUCUGGAGGUGGAAUAUCAGGAGAAAAACACCUACAGCUGUGUGCUCAACAAUCCCAUCAGUAACCAGACCAGACAUCUGGACAUCAGUCAACUCUGUCAGACAUGUAUUGAGCUCCUGCAGUUACAGUCAUUGGGAUUAUCAGUUAGUAUAGUGGUGGUGCUGGUCUUGGCUGUAGUUGUGGGGGCGGUAUGUUUUCACCGCAGGAAAUGCAAACAAGCAACACCAGAAGAAACCGGAUGAAGAACACCACAUCAUAUACUCCAGUGUUAAUUUUAAAAUGACAGGAUCAGUGUAUUAGCAUUUUGGUGACUAAUAUGAAACUGGCAUGAAAAAGUCAUUUUCAAGUAUUUCAGGGUCAAUGAUCUCAAAGUGCAUCUUUAAGGGCAGAUUUUCAGAGAGUGGCAAAUGCUUCACAGUUCCGAAUGUGAGUGAUUGAAGCCUAGUGUUUCAGUGUCAUCAGUAUUUUAUCACUAUAUCAGGAUCGAUUAACAUCCUAUAUAUGUAUUGUUAAUUUCUCUGGAAUAUUUGAUAUUGAUUGGUCAGUUGGGAUUCAGCAAUCAAAUAUUUCUGAAUAAUCUCCACUCAUCUGAGUAACUCCGUAUAACUGACCACUCAUCCCUAAAAUCUCAUAGAUAUUAUUUAAUGGUUUAUACGUAAUAUUACAUUGGAACUUCAGUGUUUGACGCCAAUUUAAUCUAACUUUGGCCUUCCAACAUGCUGUUACUUGUUCUGCAGUCAACUGUUUACCUGUUAGACAAGACAUAUUCAUGCAAGUUCAGCUCUGUUGCUGGAAUCUUCCUCUUAUACCCUGUUAAACAUUCUCAGUAGACACUGAAGUCUAAACAAAACCUAUUUUCUGUAUUUUUUCUACUAUCAGCUCUUUUAUAAAUGUACUAACUCUGAUAUACUUUUUUUAA